AUGUCGAAUUAUAGUUUUUCUUCCGCUGUAACUACCCUUCAAGAACUGCGAAAAACAGGAGAACGAAAAUCUGAUUUGAUAGUUUCGCUUGGUGAAACAAUUAUAGAAAGCGUCUGGUCUGUAUACGAACAGGUUUUCAUCGCGGCUCUCGAUCUUAAGAAGGAUAAAUUGGCAAAAAUAUGUCUCGAUAACCUAGAAAAACGCUUUGCAAAUUCACCACGCGUAAAAAUCUUGGAAGGGAUGAAAUUGGAAGCGGAUGGUAAAUUGGAUGAUGCGCUGACCAUUUAUAGAAAUAUUCUGGAGACAGAUGAAUCCAAUGCAGCUGGAAAACGAAUAGUUGCCGCCUUAAAAGCAAAAGGACAAAUAGCAGAGGCCAUUGAAAAUUUAACAAAAUACCUUGAUGUGUAUUGCAAUGAUACAGAAGCAUGGUUAGAAUUGUCCGCCUUAUAUUUAGACCAGCAUUUAUAUCUACAAGCGAGAUUUUGUCUCGAAGAAGUAAUCCUACUACAACCGCAAAAUCACCUUUCUCAUCUUAAGUACGCAGAGAUUUUGUACACGAGCGAUAAUAUCCAACUAGCACUUCGUGAAUAUUGCCGUGUGGUGGAAUUAUGUGAUGAUUAUUUGCGUGCAUUGUAUGGAAUAAAAUUGUGCACUGAACGACUCCUAAGCUUGGAAAAUACAUCCAGCUCUUCCUCUUCUCAUCAACCAUCAAAGUCGCAAGCGCCAACAAAUUCAUAUGACGCGAAAAUUCUUUCCGAAUUGAAGCUCUUGGCAACUGAGCGAAUUCUAAACACUUAUAGCAGAAAAUCUCGUGACAAUGCUACUGACAAAAGUAAUGAAUUUAAAAAAUAUAUAAUUGAAUGGUUACAAGCUCCAUAG
Ambispora leptoticha is the source of this 879-nucleotide messenger RNA. The record is from the annotation of a GenBank genome assembly. NCBI's taxonomy places the organism in Eukaryota, Fungi, Glomeromycota, Glomeromycetes, Archaeosporales, Ambisporaceae.